UCAAAUCCAGAUCUCACGGUGUCCACGUCUCUAGAUUUUAUCCCGCAUUUUCCGAACUUGUAUCUUUUCCCUUCACCGCGAUUAAAUUUACUUUUUUGGACAAAAUGUUUAUUUUCUUUUGUGAGCAAACUGCCUGCACAAAAAUCAAUUCUAGUUUUUCCUUCUCCAAGCUUGACGAUGAAACAGGAUAUAUUUUUAAAAAUAACUUGGAUAAAAAAUCAACCAAACUUUCAUCUCUAAUUAUUAAUGAUCCCCCUCCCUUCUCAUCUAAAUAUGCCUCCUAACCCUGAAAAUGCAUGGCAUAUAUCCUUAUUGCACCCCGAGCCUAGAAACAGCUGAUGAACCUUGCCGUAGGCUGGUGAAAGUUUGAGAGUUGGUUGUAAUGGUUUCCCCUGACGUUGGCUUCUCUGUGACCAGGUGUGUUAAACUCAGUUUGAUUGGACAAACCAUCGGAGAAACACACUAGGAGAAGGGUCCCGGAGAACCCGGAGUAAGAACUCAAUCCUCGCUGUCACAAAAACCGAAGACAAAGAAACGUUCUAAGAAACAUAGAACACUUUUCCCUGGAUGAAGAUGAAGGCAGGACGGAGUAGGAUGGUUUCAGAAACCCUUGAAAUACUCUAAUUUCGGAGACAGAAACUUGACGAGACCGUGUUGAAUCCUGAUCCAAGAUGGAGGACGGAACUGAUCCUUCUGCUGAACUAAUCCAGCUCUCUUCCUCCUCCUCCCCCUACGGCAGCCUAGAUGGGUUCACCAUCGACCGGAAGAUCGGGAAGGGACAGUUUAGCGUGGUGUACAGAGCCAAAGCUGUACACAACCACGAGACGGUGGCGCUGAAGAAGGUUCAGAUAUUUGAGAUGAUGGAUAGUAAAGCUCGACUAGACUGCAUGAAAGAGAUUCAGCUGCUGCAGCAAUUGGACCAUCCUAACGUUAUCAAGUACCUGGCGUCCUUUAUACAGGACAACGAGCUCAACAUCGUCCUUGAGCUGGCAGACGCUGGGGACCUCUCCAGGAUGAUCAAGCACUUCAAGAAACAGAAGCGACUUAUCCCGGAGAGGACGAUUUGGAAAUAUUUCGUCCAGCUCUGCUCGGCAUUAGGACACAUGCAUUCGAAACGAGUUAUGCACAGAGAUAUAAAACCUGCAAAUGUUUUUAUCACCGCUGAGGGAGUAGUUAAACUUGGAGAUCUGGGACUAGGACGUUUUUUCUCCUCUAAAACCACAGCUGCUCACUCCCUGGUUGGGACACCCUACUACAUGUCUCCGGAGCGGAUUCAUGAACACGGAUACAAUUUCAAGUCGGAUAUCUGGUCCCUGGGAUGUCUCCUAUAUGAGAUGGCUGCUCUGCAAUCUCCGUUCUAUGGAGACAAAAUGAAUCUUUACUCCCUUUGCAAAAAGAUUGAACAGUGCGACUACCCUCCUCUGCCAUCAGACGAAUAUAGCGAGGAGCUGAGAGACCUUGUUGCUGCUUGUAUCAACCCGGAGCCAGAUAAACGUCCCGAUAUCGAGUAUGUUCACAGUAUUGCCAGAGAAAUGCAUUCAAAAACCCAACCCCCCGCUAGUGCUGUUAGUACCUACAGCUAUGAUCCGUCCCUCCAGGAUUCAAAUGCCGCGCUGUCGGAGAACUUUAAGAAGAUCAGCUUGGAGGAGAAAUAGGACAGUGCACAGACUAGGAGCCGGAGACCCCGCGUAGAGAAAGUAGCUCAGGAAGCUUGGAAUCUAUUCCAGUUCACAUCCAAUACAUCCAAUACUAAGAGAAGAAUUUCCUUUAGCUCUGAGAAUAGUUCUAGAAAAUCCUCCGGAGAUAGAGAUUCAUCUAGAAUCCGAAAGAAGGAUCGUUCAAGGAGACGUACGCUUAAACAAACCUCCAGUGCUCCGAGUAUAGGAAAACAUUCCGAAGAACCUGGACGGAGGAUAUCAAGUACUCCGACCUCGGCAGUAAACUGGUAUUCAGGAGAUCUUGAAGCCUCACAUAGUCUCAGGGGAGGAAUAGCCUUCCAGUAACCUGAGCCUAAUCCUUGAAUCCUAAUCCUAGUCUCUCUUCCUCCUAGUCUGUGCAGAAGAACAAGAAGGCUGUGUUUAAAUAUGUAACCCUGUGAUUUUUCCGUCCUCCGUCAUAUAUUACAAUUUUCACGGAGAAUUAUUUUUUUCUCGUUAUCCGCUUUAUUUCAGCCACCAACGGCCUUCCUCCUAUACUACUACUAUACCUAGAGCUGCUGGUUGCUGAGAUACUCGGAUUAUUCUAAAACAAUAAUAAAAGUUAACUAUUGAUGA
This is a messenger RNA of Eurytemora carolleeae, 2273 nucleotides long. Its product is annotated as serine/threonine-protein kinase Nek7. Bases 672 to 1655 code for a protein of 327 amino acids. Gene Ontology annotation, molecular function: protein kinase activity; ATP binding. The transcript is spliced from 7 exons. The record is from RefSeq and is a predicted model, not a curated record. Gene Ontology annotation, biological process: protein phosphorylation. Lineage: Eukaryota; Metazoa; Arthropoda; Copepoda; Calanoida; Temoridae.